AUGGUGCGAUCGGAAGAGCCAGAGAAGAAGCCGGCGGCCGCGCCGCCGCCGGAGCGGGCGGGGAAGUCCUUCCGGCUGCGGAGUUCCAGCCUGAACACCAUCCGGCUCCGGCGGGUCUUCGACCUCUUCGACCAGAACGGCGACGGCGAGAUCACCCUGCCGGAGCUGGACCGGGCCCUGGCUCGGCUUGGCCUGGAGGAAGGUGGCGCCAAGGAGCUGGAAUCGGCAGUGACCGCCUUCAUCAAACCCGGCCAUGAAGGGCUGGGCUUCGAGGACUUCACAGGGCUCCACCAGUCCCUCGGGGAUGCCCUCUUCGGGGUGGCGGUGGCGGAUGAGGAGGCGGCGGAGGUGGAGGAGGAACUCGCGGAGGCGUUUAGGGUUUUUGACGAGAAUGGCGAUGGGUUCAUCUCCGCCAAGGAACUACAGUCCGUGCUGGGGAAGCUCGGUCUGUCGGAGGGGAGGGAUAUCACCCGCGUCUGCGAGAUGAUAUCCUCCGUCGAUCGGGACCACGACGGCCGGGUGGACUUCUCCGAAUUCAAGAACAUGAUGGUGUCCAUCUCCGCCAGGAGCUCCUGA
Messenger RNA from Spirodela intermedia, 576 nucleotides. The record is from the annotation of a GenBank genome assembly. NCBI's taxonomy places the organism in Eukaryota, Viridiplantae, Streptophyta, Magnoliopsida, Alismatales, Araceae.